This is a messenger RNA of Sphaeroforma arctica JP610, 961 nucleotides long. RefSeq lists its product as hypothetical. The record is from RefSeq and is a predicted model, not a curated record. The annotation marks the transcript as partial. Lineage: Eukaryota; Ichthyosporea; Ichthyophonida. The transcript is spliced from 7 exons.
UUCACAUGCUCUGUUACACAGCCCGUACAACGACAUACUGGUGAUGAAACCGUCCAGCCGUCGAUUAGGAAGAAGGAUGUGUUACUGACAUAUAUAGGUCAUCAGACCGACGAUUUCCAUCCGUCGGUGGAAUCCCUCAAUUCAUUGGUGCGAUCCUUCAGACGGCACAAUAAAGAGGCUCGCAUUGUGGUGUUACUGACUGCAAAUUAUCGUAAGGGCAUGUUGAAGGCGUUCCUAGACCAUUUCGACGUUGAGACAGUCAUCUGCCGGCCGGCGACCUAUUUUAUGAACCAUGUGCAGAUGCGCUUCUACUGCGAACGAGACUUUCUGGCCGAGAAUUUAGAUAUACUGCGAAAUGUUUUUCACUCGGACACCGACGUGCUUUUCCAGGAUAACAUCUUCGACAGUCGCAUCUUACAAACCAAUGGUGGGUUAGUUGUCUUCGAGGAAUCGCUCAGCAAACUUGUGGGGGACUCAACAUCCAACAGUGAAUGGAUUGAAACCUGCUAUGGGCCGGAGAUACGAGACCUGAUGGCCAAUAAAACUCGAAUUUGCGCUGGUACUAUCGCCGGGGAGGCCCAUGCAUACCACAGAGUUCUGGAUCAAGUUCUGCUACCACAGCUGCCCCGGUGUAAUGAUCAAGGUGCCUAUGCAGUGAUGUACCAUCUAGGAAUGUUUGAGGCUGUGGGCGUUAGCACCAGACGUUACCUGUUUACCGAACCACUCGUGGCGACGCUCAAUGCCCCUGCCGUAGCUUUCAAUGCAUGGGGCGAGGUGGUGAAUCGCGAUGGAUUACCAUACGCAGUCCUCCACAUGGCCAAACGACACCCAAUUUUACAACGAGUGUUUGAGCUUCAGUAUCCCCUGAUGAGUUUGAGAGAACAACACAGUUGUCGGUUCCAGCAUAGAUUGCACAAGUGCAAGGCCCCGGUCUAUGGACGUAACUUCAAGCGAGACAAAG